AUGCUAUCGUCUCAGUCCAACCGGCAAAGGGCUUUUACCAAGCGGUCUCGCACUGGAUGUCGGACAUGUCGUGUUCGACAUGUCAAGUGCGACGAGGCCCCGGGUGGAUGUCGUAACUGCAAGGCCAAUGGAUGGACCUGCGGGGGGUACGAACAGAACAGACUGCCACCUCGCGCUCAGAUAUACGCAUCAUCGUCGUCGUCGUCGUCAACGCCAUCUGCCCCUCUGGUAACCGGGUUCUGCUGGGCGAUAACCACCGACGAGAAGCGAUGCGUCUCGUUCUUCCUCCAUCACACUAUUUCAAGCCUCACGAGCUACUAUGACUCGUCGCUGUGGAAUAAGCUGGUCCUCCAGAUGUGCUGCGAAGACUCCGCUGUUUUCCAUGCCGUCGUUGCCCUAAGUGCCGUCAAUCAGGACCUUGCGAAACAGGGUUCAUCGUCAGGCGCUGUUGCUAUCAGCUCAUGGCGCCGAUAUGCCUUGGAACAGUCCAUGAGAUCGUUUGCGCUGCUUAGCAAACGGCGCACAGCCCAUGAUCCUCAGCUGCGUCAGGUUGUGUUGGUUUGCUGCCUCUUGUUCGUGAUAUUGGAGCUGGCUUGCGGUCACUUCGACGACGCCACCAUACAUCUGCAAAGCGGUCUCGCCAUUUUGAAGGAGAUGAAGGUCCAACGCAAGGUAGUGGGUGGAUCAGGGGGCUCUGUCGAGAACAGUCUGCUCGAGGCCUUUCUGCAGCUCGAGUCCCAGGCCACGCACUUUGGCGCCGUACAGCCGCCUCUCUAUAUUGACCACGAGCUCGUCCAUGAGCAGCGAUACGAAGCAUACUUGUAUGAGUUUCGCAGUCUUCAGGACGUCUGGCAAGCGUUCAACCCUCUUGCCAACACCACCUACCCCUUUUUAGAGGAGUGCUCUGCCAAAUCAGACGCCGAAAUUGCAGCCAACUAUGGGUAUUUCCAUGCCAAGCAACAGCGACUCCUGUCGUGCCUCCAUCAAUUCGACUCGCAUCUAUCCCAGUACCUACAGAGCUUCUAUCAUCGACUUACUCGCAAAGAGCAGCGGGGUGCGGGUAUAAUCCAACUGUUUCACCGGACAGCAGUGCUAACGGUCAAGACAUGCCUGUAUGCAAGGAGCCGCCCAAAGCCAGCUUCCGUUGUUGCUGAAUACAAGGACCUGCUAUCCAAGGCAUUGGUGAUCAUCGACAAGUUCCCAGAGCGUCCAUUCAUGACGGUUGAUAGUAGCAUAAACCCGACACUGUACGCUAUAGCCGCGCGGUGUCCCGACUAUGCAGUUCGUUUGCGAGCAAUCGAUGCUCUUCGAAGAUGGCCACACUCGGAGGGAUAUCUGCAUUCGACUGUCAUAGCUGACUUUGUUGUCGAAAAUAUGAAACUCGGACUGCGCGAGCUAUGGCAGAAGGUGCAGUCCGACGACUCUGCUCUCCCUCCCGGGGUGCUCUUUGAAACGCGCGGUAAAGGCCACCCGAUUGCACAUAUAAGCGAUAUCAGUGGCAAUUACCGCUGGAUUCUUCCCCUCGAUCCUGACCCAAAUGUAGCUGAGGCGCUGCUGUCCAUUCGGUCUGUUCGAGAUUGGACCUGCAUUCGCGCAUCUGGCAUGUUUCUUCCCAAAUCAACUGCAGAUGGCCAACCCUCUUCAUCAACUUGA
Molecule: messenger RNA, 1653 nt
Organism: Aspergillus versicolor CBS 583.65
Lineage: Eukaryota; Fungi; Ascomycota; Eurotiomycetes; Eurotiales; Aspergillaceae
Product: Zn(II)2Cys6 transcription factor
Exons: 2
Coding region: 1-1653 (550 amino acids)
Biological process (GO): regulation of DNA-templated transcription
Molecular function (GO): DNA-binding transcription factor activity, RNA polymerase II-specific; zinc ion binding
Source: RefSeq, a predicted model, not a curated record